AUGGCUUCAGAUCCCACCAAAGUGCUCAUCCUCCCCUUCCUGCAAAGAUGGGAGCAAGCGUCUUCGAAGCUUUCUCUCCGCAUUCUGAUCAUACCCCGCGACCCCUUCAUCAUUCCCUUCGUUGAGGAAAACCCCAAUUCCACAGCAUUCUUCCCAAACGUCCAGUUCACCUUCAACAUACGACUUCUCCCCAGCCUACAACAGCUGCCAACGCCGCAAUCAGGAGAGACUGUCCAGACCGUUUCCCUCCCAGUUGACCCUCACUACUUGGAGGUAUUCAAGAAGCUGCAAGAAAACUAUGGAAGCAUCAUCGACAAAAGUCCCACUCGCAUUGCCCGACCCGCCGGAGCGACCCCUUUACUGGUGAGAAAGCAUCUUCCCGUCUCAUAUCGCGAUGCAACCGGAUAUACGCCGACUGGGAGUGAGUUGUUCACGACGGACGACACAUAUUCGUGCGCGAUGAAGAAAUUGCAGCCCAAGGCGUGGGAGAAGUUCAAGGCGCGGCCAUUCGCGCCAUCCUGGGGAGAGCUGAUCGCAUCAAUACUUCGGAUCCCGGACUUUGGAGUGAAGGCGGGGCUUAUUCGUGUCUUUGAUAUUUCUAUUCCGGCAGCAAAGGCGGAGAAUGGCGGCUAUCUCUGGCUUGAACUCGAUGGGCAUACUUCGACUGUAAUCGGCGUAAACGCCUCCUCGCCUGCGAAGACAUAUGCAACGCGCAUUCCCGCUCUGAAUGAGUCGAGAGAUCUGUUCAGUCCCGUGCUUUUUCCCGUACAGGGCACAGCACCAUCUGUCGAGUACGACAGCAUCUCUCGAGAAGCCGGAGAUUACUUGGACGGUUGGGUCAAGGCGGUUCAUUGCGUGCAACCAACCAAUGCACUCGUCACCAGCGAGCAGAAGAACGAUUCCAGGCCCGUAAAAGAUCUAGGAAUACGCCUGGGGUGGGACGACGAGCAGGUCACCAUCUGGGCGAACAGACAGAUGAAUCCGGACCCCGCGAAGCGUGGAUACGACGAGUUCCCCUUGGGUGUUCACGGCUACCGGGUCGAUGUGAAAGAUGCCUCAUCCAACUCGUGGUACUCCCUCAGUCGCGCCGAAGGGACCUUCGGCAUUGAAGGAGCUGUCAUUGGGGACAUCACAAGUGAGCUCGGAGUGGAUGUCCAUCCGUUUAAGACAAUGCUGGAUGCUAAAGCUGACCCCAACUACUGGCUUCCAAUGUACUUUGCAAAUUGGGUCCAAACCUCCCUGGUAGGAAUGGACCAGGACAGCAUGGCUAUUCUCGGAAGACAAAUGCCCUCGUCAGGUGUGCAUCGUGGGGUCGUGGAUCCCGCUCUGCAACUCCGCUAUGGGAAGUCGUACCAGUUCCGUGUUCGCCUCAUGGAUCAUACAGGAGGAGGGCCUGCUAUAGGGUCUACACCCUCAAAUCUCGGAGCUAGUCCUAGUGCUGCGAUCAUUUUCCGUCGAUGGAUAAAGCCACUCACGCCAACCCUCGUUGGACCCAUGCCCUCGCUCAAAGAUGAGCAUGGAGCCGAGAAUAUUCCCGAGGUAGCUCUUCUUGAGUUCAAGCGCCCCGCGAUGUCGUACCCUGCAUGCGUGUUCGCGGGGUUUCCGAACGCCGUUGCAGAACUGAAAAGAAAGGCAGCAGAUAUCGCAAGGCGUGUUGCGCAAAUGCCGCCAGACUCAGCUGAUUUCCUGCCAGAGCCCUCGCUUCCCGAUCCAGAUGUUGACCGGGUGGAAAUCACUGUGUUAGUUCAGACAGUUCCGCAGGAUCCGCUAGCAUCAGAUGGUCCAUACAUGAUCCUGUACACCACCACACGCCGCUUCCCUGAUGACUUCUCGGCGUCAGUCAAAGUGGCUGUGCAGUUCCAAGACUGCGCCGAUAUCUGGCACCCACCAGCGGCAUGGAAGAGCACGGCGACUGAAGGACCAGUAUUGCUCCCAAAGGCACGGACGAUCAGGCUGCGCAUCAAUGCACUCUGCAGAGACGAGCCUAACGUCGAGAACCGGUACUUUGGGGAAGAGGACGUACGUCGGGGCCCGCAGCUUGUCAUUCCAUUGCGCAAAAACUCGGCAUCGGAACAGAAUCUCUUUGCACCAAACCCGCCCAGUUACACAAUCAAUGGCUUUUUCAUGCAACCAGAUUUGGACAUGACGGCCAAGCUCGCGGCCGCGCUCGGCCUUCGCAAUAGCAAGGAUACAACGCUCCGAGCACGCGCGGGCAGGCGAGUCGUCUUCGCAUGCGCGAGCAGUCUGCUUCAUGUACUCGGACCUGAUCGCGGAAGUCUUUCUUUCGCAACUCAAGCCGACCUAGCGCUCCGCUGGAUUGUGGUCAUACGGCUUACGCUGAGGCGUGAUUGGUCUUGGGAUGGGAUGCCUUUGGAUGGCAUACGCGUAUCGAGGGGUGGAACUGCCAUUCUCUUCUUUGCUCCGACACACAGUGUAACCGAAGACGCCUUAGCUGCUUCACCGGACCGUUCAAGCAGCGACAUCGUCAUCGUCGAUGUAAUCGAUCCGAACCCUCGUCCAGGCCAGAAACCGACCGAAAUUAAUCUUCAAUACAAGAUCGACGCCAAUUUCCUCACUACUGCCACUGCCACCAGCGAUGCACCCUUGGAGCUUUCAAUCCGGCUACCAAUCACCACCCCGCCGACCCAGGUCCCGGAGCUGGUCUCUGUGGGGGUUGCCAUGAGCCCCUACGAACACGACCCGUCGUACAGCACAACGAUGCCGCGGAAGAAGAUGCUCUGGGUCGAAUUUGCGUCACCGCUAGAGGACGAUCAAGACCGGUACUUCUGCCGCGUGCUGAAAUAUGCUCCGGAUCCGUUACUGGUGCCGUCGCAAUACGACAUCGAGGAUAGUCAGGAGCCGGGCAUGCCUCUGGAUCCCGAAAGCGUUCGACAGAUCGUACCGGGCCAGAGCUCAGACUUUGCAGGGCAGGACUCGAUGCAGCAACUCAUUCCCACGACCUCUCCCCUGCACUGGGUCCUGCCGCUGCCGAUCGGGAUAGCCGACGACAGCUUGGAGCUGCUUGGAUUCUGGACCUAUGAGUUGCGCGUCGGUCAUUUUAAUGACGAAACACACACGAGAUGGUGCACUGCGCAGGGUCGAUUCGGCGCGCCAUUGCGGAUAACUGGUGUGCAGCACCCACCGCCAACGUUGACCUGCUCCUUGAGCCGCGACGGAACAUUCAUAACUAUAUCGGCCCCAUUUGCGAAGGCGGCGCAUAACGGCAAGGUCCUAAAAGUGGGCAUGCCGAAGACUAAAAUAUGGUUCCUCUUGUAUGCACAGGUCGCGCAGGUUGAUGGCGAUGGUAAGCGCAAUAUCCUGCUUGAUCGACGCGCGGGAUCCAGCGGCGAAGGCGGAGUCGUCCCUUCGACAGCAAGAUUCCGGGUUGAGGGUGACCAUGAGCAGAAUGGGUUGAAUGUGCUCCUGGCCACGUACGGGCUGAAACGGGGGACGCCGUUGACUAUUGCGAGUGGAUACGGAGCAGCGCCGAGCCAAUUGGGAGCUGUCGGCGGUCUGCACCCUGACCAACCACCCAACUUGCCCGCGCACGCCGCAGAGACGACGCCGCAUCCCUCCGCUGCUUCCUCCGCUUCAUCCUCCCCUUCAUCCUCCAUGGAGACGCCUCCUACGACGGUUGCUACGCCUGCUGCCUCUGUUUCCCCAGACGCCCACGCACCGCUGAAGCGCAAACGCGACGAUAGCACCCAAACGUCUGCUAACGACGUGUAUACGCCGCCUUCGAAGCAGCCGCGGACGGAGACGUGCGGCUGGUGCCACAGAGACUUUUCUGCCAGUCCGCUGCGCUCUUCCAGCGACCCGAUUGCCCUCGCGCCGCAGCUAGACGCCCACGACGAGACCGGCGACAGCGAGGACGUCAACGACGACAUGCGCUCCACCAGUGUCAAGCGCAAAGCAUCCAGGAGUUCUCUCGCCGCAAGCGACACCGAAUCCAAAGCUUCCUCGUCCGCAACCGCCGCGCAUUACCGCACCAACGUCCUCACGAGAGCACGAUGCUAUGUGAGCUUCCGACGCAUCCCCGAGCCGCUGCGUAGCUACAUCGACGCUAUCACAACACCUGCUCUUUCUCAGGAGCGGAAGACGCAGCUGGAUGUCAUUGCCGCGAAAGCCGUCGACGAAUACAUUGAUGCUCUGGAAGCCUCAGCACCAGGCGAGGAUGACUGCAUUGCACCUUUGCAGGGUGCACUGAAGGCGAUGGACCAGCAUCGUCGUCUUCACUUGCCGACCAAGGACGACUGGAAGCCAGAGCUCAAGCCUGAGGUCCGGAAACCGCGGCUCAGCUUUGCGCCGGAAGCAGCCCCAGCGUUGCCGUCGAAACGCCACCAGCCGGCCACAUCGCUGCCACUGGAGGAUUCCACUGAAUUGCCCGUUCCCUCAUUGAUUUCGGAUAUACCCGGGUCGUCUGAAAGCGACUCCAUUUUCAUGCCGCCGCCCCCGCCCCGCCGUCCGGCGUCUCCAGUCAAGGACAGUGACGUCAAGACCCCGCGUCCAGACAUCACCGUUGGUUUGACCCGGGCUUUCGUCCAUCAAAAGCUUGUCGAUGCUCAUAUCCCUGGCAUAGAAGAUUGCACCGCAGCUGGCGAGUGGCUUGAUGACCUCGGGACCUACGAGGGGCUCUGCUCCAUGCCGACGGUGCGGGUUCACAACUUUCGCUUUCCGUUCCUCGUUCUUGAGGGCAAGUCGUACGCCACCGGUGGCGCAAGCGUCUACAACGCGCAGAACCAGGCCGUGGUUUCUGGAGCCUGUGGCCUCAAGAUACUCCAUCACUUGGAAACGCUGGCUCCCUCUCCAGAUCCUCCUGCAGCCUCUGAACUCCCGCGCAGCGAGGUUCCUCCAACUCAGCCAGGACAACCUGACGAAGAAAGCGGUGCCUGCUCGGACGAUGCGGCACAACCACUACCAGCCACCACUCCGCUCGUCUUCUCCAUAUGUACCCAAGGGCCCUCGUUAGAGCUCUGGGCACACUACACGACCGUCGUCGACAACGUCCGCACCUAUAACAUGUCUAUCAUAACAACAGGCUAUGGGACACUGCCAAAACAGCUAGCACCAUUCUUGGAGGCUUUAGAGGGUGUUAUGCGUUGGGCCGCGACCGAUUACAUUGAUCGAAUCGUCUCCCGCAUCGGAUCUUAUGCACGAGCAAGAGCAUCAGAGCCAGAAGUUGCGUAAGGGGAAUGUUUGAUGUUGGUGGUUUUGCGGGUACGCUUCAUGCCCGCCUCGCAACGUUGUCCCGCGGUCGGCCCUAUCCCCUGAAUCAUUUUCACUCUCCAGCGCUAUGAAGAGAUUAGCUCAUUCUUCAUCAUGCAGCGUAUCUAUUCUUCUCCUGGCGACUUUCGCAC
This is a messenger RNA of Trematosphaeria pertusa, 5357 nucleotides long. RefSeq lists its product as uncharacterized. The coding region runs from base 1 to 5187 and encodes 1728 amino acids. Lineage: Eukaryota; Fungi; Ascomycota; Dothideomycetes; Pleosporales; Trematosphaeriaceae. The transcript has 3 exons. The record is from RefSeq and is a predicted model, not a curated record.